CUGAGGGAAACGGGCGGUGAGAGAGGGCUAGGUAGGGCUGCUGUGACUUUGGGAGAAGGGGGAGGAACGCAAGUGGAGGAGAAGGGCUUGGGGCUGGAAGAGCUUCCCCGUCCCCCGUCGGUUUACGUUCUUGACCGUUUGUCGGGAUUUUUGAUAACAAAUGGAGAAAAAGGUUGCGAGCCAAAGAGGACAUGCUGGAAAGAUGCCAACCUUGGAUGGUCCAAAACGUGUUGUAGAAGCAAAGCACAAUUCUCAGAAUCAACCACCUACAGGGAGUUUGUCAACACAGGUGGUAUCUGCUCCUAACUCAGGCCAGCAAAGUGUACCACUUCAAACACGGGUUCUGUCUGCCAAUUCUGUUCCAAUCAAGCGUCCAGUGUUAACAAAUCAAGUGAAACAGGCAGUGCAAGUGCCUUCCCAACUGAAACAGAUUUGCCAGAAAGAUGGUCAACAAACUUGUGAACCUCCUAAAAAUCAAACUAAUAUACAACCUGGUGAGGUGUCGAGUGAUGGAAAGACUACUGAGAGUGUAUCAACGGAUUGUCAUAGUACAAGUGAAAAGAAAAAGAAAAAGCAAUGGUGUUUGGAUGACUUUGAAAUUGGGCGUCCACUUGGGAAAGGUAAAUUUGGAAAUGUGUACUUGGCCCGUGAACGACAGUCCAGAUUUAUCCUGGCAUUGAAAGUGCUUUUUAAAUCUCAACUUGAGAAGGCUGGUGUGGAACACCAACUCAGAAGAGAAGUUGAAAUCCAAUCACAUCUCCGACAUCCUAACAUUUUACGGCUAUUUGGUUACUUUCAUGAUGCUUCUCGAGUUUAUUUGAUCUUGGAGUAUGCUCCCCGUGGUGAACUUUAUAAAGAGCUGCAGCGAUGUGGAAAGUUUGACGAUGGACGAAGUGCUACGUAUAUAUCAGAGCUGGCUGAUGCACUUGUAUACUGUCAUUCAAAGAAGGUGAUUCAUAGAGAUAUUAAGCCAGAGAAUUUACUACUAGGAGCAAAUGGAGAGCUGAAGAUUGCAGAUUUUGGAUGGUCUGUGCAUGCUCCAGCAUCCAGAAGAGCAACAUUAUGUGGUACCCUGGAUUAUUUACCACCAGAGAUGAUUGAGGGGAAAAUGCACGAUGAAAAGGUUGACCUUUGGAGUCUAGGUGUUCUUUGUUAUGAAUUCUUGGUAGGCCACCCUCCAUUUGAAGCAGCAGAUCGUCAAGAAACCUUUCGGAGAAUUUCUAAAGUUGACCUUAAAUUUCCAUCCUUUAUAAUGGAGGGUGCAAAAGAUCUGAUCAGUAGGCUGCUGAAGCAUAACCCAAACCAACGGCUACCUUUGAAAGAUGUGCUUGAACAUUUUUGGGUGGUUAAGCACUCCAUUAAAUCGGCCUCACAAAAAAAGGAACCUGUGACACCAUCUGAUCCCAAUCUGUAAACCAGGAAUGUAAAGGACAUGUAUAGAUUGAGACUUGGCGGUGCAAUAACCAUUUUGAGUGCCUGCGGCCACCAUAUUGUCUGACUGGAGUGCUGGAAUCUUUCUUCCUGUCAGCAGAUGACUCUCUCUAAUAGAGAAUUGGUGAAUUUCUUAAUUUACCUCUUUGUACGUGUUUAGAAUUCACAAUUUGUUUUCACUGGUGAGUGUAUACUACAAUGUUUUCACUAAUGAAUGGGAUGAAAUGAACCAACAAACCCUAGUUGUGAAUUUGAAUUUUGCAACUGCCAGCACAUGGUCGCUUUACAUAAGGAAUUAGACGCACUUCAGGUUUGUGCUAAUAACUCAGUUGAAUUUAAAAAUAUUAAUUCUAAUGUAAUGGGAUCUAACUUUGAAAGACCAAAAAGGCAUUUGUGUAGCUGUUGCUUGCACUGCUUCAGACAAUAACAAUUUACUCCUUUGCACCUAGUCAAAAUUGUGUGGUCUGUUUCUUGGACUGUGUAAAUUGUAUGAGUUAAUUACACUCCAGGUUGUAUAAAUACAAUUAUUAAUGUUUAAUAACUUGUCCAAUGUCUUGUUCUGUCAAUGUACUUGUGGUAUCAAGGGAGGUGAUCUUUAAACUGCAGUUGUAAAAUACUUAUUACUUUGUGCCAAAACGUCCAUGAGUCGAUCAGAGUUGAAAAUGGUAAGAUUUGAUAUGCAGGAAUUUUGAUUUGCAUGCAGUUUAUGGAUCACCUAUUUUCAAUUUUCCUAUUGAAUUUCUUGAUCUAGUUGAAAGUAUCUCUUUAAAGCUAUGAUUACAGUAUCUAUGAAGUUGAUCUUGUCAUAUGUUAAUAAACAAUCUAGCUUUUAAAAUCAAA
This is a messenger RNA of Hemiscyllium ocellatum (epaulette shark), 2271 nucleotides long. Its product is annotated as aurora kinase C-like. NCBI's taxonomy places the organism in Eukaryota, Metazoa, Chordata, Chondrichthyes, Orectolobiformes, Hemiscylliidae. The transcript has 9 exons. The record is from RefSeq and is a predicted model, not a curated record. Gene Ontology annotation, molecular function: protein kinase activity; ATP binding. Gene Ontology annotation, cellular component: spindle microtubule; chromosome passenger complex; spindle pole centrosome. Gene Ontology annotation, biological process: protein phosphorylation; regulation of cytokinesis; mitotic spindle organization. Bases 161 to 1414 code for a protein of 417 amino acids.